Mytilus californianus (California mussel) is the source of this 2585-nucleotide messenger RNA. Its product is annotated as DNA replication licensing factor mcm5-like. Gene Ontology annotation, biological process: double-strand break repair via break-induced replication; DNA replication; DNA replication initiation. NCBI's taxonomy places the organism in Eukaryota, Metazoa, Mollusca, Bivalvia, Mytilida, Mytilidae. The transcript is spliced from 14 exons. Gene Ontology annotation, cellular component: nucleus; MCM complex. Gene Ontology annotation, molecular function: single-stranded DNA binding; ATP binding; 3'-5' DNA helicase activity. Bases 48 to 2246 code for a protein of 732 amino acids. The record is from RefSeq and is a predicted model, not a curated record.
GUUAACAGGUUCCCGCCAAAUGCAACACGUGAGACAAAACAUCAACAAUGGCAGGGUUCGAUGAUGCUGGUGUAUUUUUUAGCGACAACUUCGGUUCGGAAGAUCAAAACGAUGAUAAUCAGAUCAAUCGUCAACAAGUGAAAAAAAGAUUAAAGGACUUUAUCAGACAGUUUCACGAAGGAAACUUUACCUACACAUACAGAGAUCAGCUGAAGCGCAAUUACAAUCUGGGACAGUACUGGUUAGAAGUAGACAUUGAAGAUGUAUCCAGCUUUGAUGAAUCUCUUGCUGACAGAUUAUACAAUCAACCAUCUGAACAUUUACCUUUGUUUGAAGAUGCUGCUAAAGAAGUUGCAGAUGAAGUGACUAAUCCCCGACCAGAAGGGGAAGAGGAAGUACAAGAUGUACAAGUUAUGUUGAACUCUGCUGCAAAUCCUUGUAAUAUUAGAGCUCUGAAGUCUGAACAGAUGUCAAAGCUAGUUAGAAUACCAGGAAUUGUGAUAGCUGCAUCUUCAAUUAAAGCCAAAGCUACUCGACUUACAAUACAGUGUAGAAGUUGUAGGAACACAGUCAACAAUAUAGCUGUUAAUCCUGGACUUGAAGGAUAUGCCUUGCCAAGAAAAUGUAACACAGAUCAAGCAGGAAGACCAAAGUGUCCUGUUGAUCCUUUCUUCAUAGUUCCAGACAAAUGUAAAUGUGUGGACUUCCAGGUGUUAAAACUGCAGGAAGCACCAGAGAGUGUUCCCAAUGGUGAGAUGCCACGUCAUCUUCAGUUAUUUGCUGACCGGUAUUUAUGUGAUAAAAUUGUUCCUGGAAACCGUGUUACUGUUGUGGGUAUAUAUUCUAUCAAAAAGACCUCAGUUCCUAACAAGAAAAAUUCUCGUGAGAAGGUGAAUGUGGGAAUAAGAACACCAUAUUUCCGUGUGGUGGGAAUUCAGGUAGACACACAAGGAAGUGGCCGCAGUACAGGUGCUCCAAUAAGACCAGAGGAAGAAGAAGCCUUUAGACGUCUUGCAUCACAACCAAACAUCUAUGAAACAAUUGCCAAAAGCAUAGCUCCAUCCAUUUAUGGUAGCAUUGACAUGAAGAAAGCUAUAUCAUGUUUGUUAUUUGGAGGCUCAAGGAAGAGAAUGCCAGAUGGAUUAACCAGAAGAGGAGAUGUUAAUUUGCUAAUGUUAGGUGAUCCUGGUACAGCCAAAUCCCAGCUAUUAAAGUUUGUAGAGCGAUGUUCUCCUAUAGCUGUAUAUACCUCUGGUAAGGGCAGUAGUGCUGCUGGUCUCACAGCCUCAGUUACUAAAGAUCCUGCUACAAGGAACUUUGUAAUGGAAGGGGGAGCUAUGGUUCUAGCUGACGGAGGUGUUGUAUGUAUUGACGAGUUUGACAAGAUGAGAGAAGAUGACAGAGUAGCUAUACAUGAAGCUAUGGAACAACAGACCAUAUCUAUUGCAAAGGCUGGUAUUACUACCACACUGAAUUCAAGGUGUUCAGUGUUAGCAGCAGCAAACAGUGUAUAUGGACGAUGGGAUGAUACAAAAGGAGAAGAGAACAUUGACUUCAUGCCAACCAUUUUGUCCAGAUUUGAUAUGAUUUUCAUUGUCAAGGAUACACAUAAUGAAGCUCGGGACAUGACGUUAGCUAAGCAUGUGAUGAAUGUCCAUUUAAAUGCCUUGCAAAUGACAGAAGAGCAGGCUGAAGGAGAGAUAAGUCUAGAAACACUGAAAAAGUAUAUAGGUUACUGUAGAAGGAAAUGUGGGCCACGUAUGAAUACAGAUGCAGCAGAAAAAUUAAAGAAUCGUUAUGUUUUGAUGAGAAAUGGAGCCAGUGAAUAUGAAAGGGAAACAGGAAAGAGAAUCAGCAUUCCUAUAACUGUCAGGCAAUUGGAGGCUAUCAUUAGAAUCUCAGAAUCCCUAGCUAAGAUGAGACUUUCACCUUUUGCUACCAGUGCUGAUGUUGAUGAAGCAUUAAGAUUGUUCCAGGUCUCAACAUUAGAUGCUGCCAUGUCAGGAAAUCUGUCAGGUGUUGAAGGAUUUACCACUGAAGAAGAUCAAGAAUUAUUGAGCCGCAUUGAAAAACAAAUUAAACGAAGAUUUGUCAUUGGUUCCCAAGUAUCAGAACAUGCAAUUAUUCAAGACUUUGCCAGACAGAAAUACCCUGAAAGAUCAAUUCAAAAAGUGCUACAUUUCAUGUUGAGAAGAGGGGAAAUUCAGCAUAGGAUGCAGAGGAAAAUGUUAUAUCGUAUCAAGUAAUGGAAAGAUUUUGGGGGAAAAUACACAAUGUGCAAUUUUAUGUGCAGAAAAACACUUCAUAACUGGAUUAAAUGGAUCUCCAUGUAAAUAAAAACAAUAUAUUAUUGGAUCAUCUUCUGUUCAUGAAAUUAACUGAAUGUGUAUGGAAUUUCUUAAUUGACAUGCUGCUGUGAUCCGUUGUCUAUUUCAGUUACUUCAGUAAAUGAUUCAUCUGUGCUAUUACUGAGAAUGUUGUUCAAAUUUUUAAGAAGAACUGAAGAUAGAUAUUUAUAUUUGAAAUUAUCAUGUACAAAAGUUUUCAGAAUUCAAUUCAUUAAAUUAAAUAAUUAGCCAAUCUGA